UGGCUGAAGAGCGCGUUUUUGCGUCUUGGACGCACAAAUAUGAGUUUGAACGCACCUGCGUAACAUGUGUGGGUCUCGUGGACGCAUCGACUCGAGCAGUAUUAAUUUCAUAUCUCAAAUCAAAAACGUACGGCUUUGUGUGUGCAUAUCCUGGCGUACUGGGUUAUUUAAUGUCGAACAGUCUGCGAAACAUGUUGAUAAACUCUUCCGGUUGUUAAACCAAACCGGUUUUAUUUGUCUCGCACUUUUUAUCACCACUACUCAAACCGGUUGCUUGACCUACAUAUAUUUUCAGUUUUGCAUAUGUUAAUGUACGGUAUGGUCCGUCGGUUUCCGUCAGCCAAUCAGAUGCAGCCUAUGAAGCUGCUCGGCAACGUUGUUAGCUUGGCGAUUGGUCGAAAACAUCACGACCUUGUGUCAAACUAAAAAUAGCCAGGCACGCCAAGGGUAUACUUCCAAACAGGGUAACGGCGCGAACAAGCAACAGAAUAUGUAUAAUACAGAAUAAAUGCGAAAACUUGAAUAUGAGCGUUGUUUUUCUUUUGUCCGCCCUAAAUAUUUCGAUAUUCUACAACAGACUAGUUGUGUUUUUAAUUCUUGAAAUUUGUCACUGUCAACGAAAGUUUGUUAUUUACCUUGUUCUGUGAAAUACGGCACAUCCUUAUAAGGAAGUCGUUUACUACGCUAGCGUAAAUUUGACAGCUCCAGCGAUGACAAGCCAUCGUAUUCAGGCAAGUUUAGUCAGUUGGUUUGGCAAUACUACUGCUCAUAAACCAUCACCAGCUGAGAAAACUGGUGAAAACAAUGACACGGAAAAUGAACCUUUGCCAAAGAAACAAAAAGUUGAAAAACGGUUUCAAAGUGACUGGCUUACAAAGUACAGUUGGCUAAGAUUUGACACAUCACUUGGUAUGACUUGUCAUGUUUGUAUUUCUGAAACCAAGACCAAUGCAUUUACUGUUGGCUGCCAUAAUUAUAGGCAUUCCACUCUGGUAAGGCACAUGAAAGCUGAUGACCACAAUUCUGCUAUUCAAGCUACAUCUCUGAGACAGAACAUGUCCACAGUUGUCUCCAAAGUGCUAAAUGACAAGGAAUGUGCAGUUCAAUCUGCAAUGCUGAAUAUAUACUGGUUGGCAAAGGAGCAGAUUGCCUCAUCAAAAUGUGCUGCAUUGAUGGAAUUAUGCAUGCUUCAUGGGUUAUCAUUUCCCAAAACAUUAGGUUGUGAUUCAGACUCUAUGAAAUACACAUCUCACUGUGCAGUUGACGACAUGCAAGAUGCAAUAGCUAAUUCCUUUCGUGUCUCAGUAACCAACAAAAUCAGUGCUAGUCCUUGUAUAUCCAUAUUGAUUGAUGAAAGCACAGAUAUAUCAGUUACAAAGAAACUCCUAAUCUACACAAGAUCUCUCAAUUCAGAAUUUGAUGUUGAAACAAAUUUCCUUGCUAAUGUGCAAAUUCCUGAUGGCAAGGCUACUACUCUUCUAGAAACUGUCAAAAAAACAUUACAGGAUCGUAGCAUUCCUAUGUCCAAAAUCAUUGCUGUGGGGUCAGAUGGGGCUGCUGUUAUGACUGGACGCAAGAAUGGUUUCGUGGCAUUGCUCAACAAGGAAUCAACUGUGCCUGUCAUCGGUGUCCACUGCAUUGCUCAUCGCCUUGCCCUGGUUACUAGCCAGGCUGCUGAAAAUGUUCCCUAUCUGAAGAAAUUUCAAGGGACAUUAUCAGACAUUUUCUAUUUCUUCAAGAAAUCCUCUGUCCGACGGGAACGUCUUUAUGCACUAGAGGAGGUGCUUGAAUGCGAAAAUGUCACAUACAAAGAAAUUCACAGCGUCAGAUGGUUUUCAAUCUACAAUGCUUUGGAGGCUGUGUUUAGGACUUGGAAGCCCUUGGCUCUGUUCUUGGAGAGUGAGCGGGUGGAAACAAACAACAGUACUGCCAAAGGCAUCUUGCAGCGCAUUUCCUCUUACAAGUUCCUUCUUGUCCUUCACCUUCUGAUGGACAUCAUCCCCACCAUGACCAGACUAAGCCUCCAGUUUCAGAAGGAGGACAUAGACCUUGCUGCACUGAGGCCAUCCAUUGAUGCUGUUAUACAGCAACUGCAGUAUUUGAAGGAAGAAAAUGGACCGGCACUUGUACAGUUUGAAAGUCAGUGUCCAAAGGGAAGCUGCGAGUUUGAUGGUGUCCCAAUAACAUCAGAGGCUGGCGUUGAGAAGCGGUUCUCAAAUGUUCGGGCUGCUUUCCUGCAAAACCUAAUGAGCGAGCUUGAGUGCAGAUUCCCAGCUGUGGCCACUGAUGUUGUGACAUGCAUGUCAGUACUGUCACUGAGGGGACUCUCUUUCUUGUCUGAAGAUGCUAGAAAACACUGGGGUACAGAACAACUUCAAAACAUCAUUGACUUCUACAGUCAUCGUGAGAAGACCUUUGUAGAUGCUGAGGAGACCCUGAGAGAAUGGGCAAUGUGCAAGGAUAUGGUGCAUCAGCAGCAUUAUCCUUGUACAAGUAUCUGUCAGUUAUGGCAGAUACUGUCGUCAAGACACCCUGAUACAUUUCCAAAUCUGUUCAAGAUUGCACAAGUUGCUGUCCUGUUGCCCCUUCAAACAGCAACUGUUGAGAGGGGUUUCAGUGUUCAAAACCUCAUAAAGAGGUCACACAGAAACAGGCUAUCAUCAGAGCGGCUUGACACGCUGAUGCAGCUGGCUCUAGAGCCUCCUGUAAGGGAUGUUUCUCUUGCACCAGCCGUCACCAAAUGGAGAAGUGACAAAAAGAGAAAGCUGUUUUGCUAAAACUAAUGUUGUUGAUGUUUUCGCAGUUCCAAAUUGAAAUCUG
Molecule: messenger RNA, 2820 nt
Organism: Haliotis rubra (blacklip abalone)
Lineage: Eukaryota; Metazoa; Mollusca; Gastropoda; Lepetellida; Haliotidae
Product: zinc finger protein 862-like
Exons: 4
Coding region: 711-2777 (688 amino acids)
Molecular function (GO): protein dimerization activity
Source: RefSeq, a predicted model, not a curated record